Thrips palmi is the source of this 804-nucleotide messenger RNA. RefSeq lists its product as uncharacterized. Lineage: Eukaryota; Metazoa; Arthropoda; Insecta; Thysanoptera; Thripidae. The record is from RefSeq and is a predicted model, not a curated record. Bases 129 to 689 code for a protein of 186 amino acids. The transcript has 8 exons.
GCCUCCCCGUCGUCCACGGCCCCGCCCCGCGCCGUGCCGGCAUGUGAGCCGUCGUUACCGCACAGCACCGUCGCGGAGUCACCCGAGCCCCAGUCCGCAGCUCAGCGCAGCCAGCGCAGCCCAGCGCCAUGAAGCUCCUCGAGUGCAUCCUGCUGCAGGUCGCGGCCGUGCUGGUCCUCUGCUGGCUGUGCGACGGCGCCACAGGUGGCUGUUCUCGCUAUGGCCACGCCUGCUGGGGUGGACACGGCAAGCGCAGCUCGCACGACAAGCUGGCCGAGCUGGGCGCCAAGGGCGUCGGCAAGGUGCUGGACAGGGAGGUGGACGCCGACGACGCGGCCGUGGUGGACGCUCAGGAGGCGCCCCAGGACCCCGAGGACGACGCCGAGGUGCCGCAGGCGGAGGUCUUGGAAGCGCCCGACCGCCAGCGACGCCCCUUUCAAGUGGCCCGGAGAUUCGGUCUCAACGCCUUGGCCGAUUACAUUUCCAUCCCCAGUGGACAGGUAUUUCAAGACCCGGAAGCUGCGGAUGAGAGCGAUGAAGAGGUUCACAGAAUCAGGCCACAGAAUCGGCGCAGACACAAGAAUGGGGACAAUGAUCUUCAGGUACUGAUCAUACCAAAUGAGGAAUCUCAGGUACCUGAUCUGCAUAUUUACAAAAUACUUGGCCAUGCACCAAGAAAACGAGUUUAAAUAAAAAUCUUGAAGGAGCCAUCAUUGUUAAAUGUUAAUGAAGAAAAGACUUAAAAGUACAUAAAAAACUUGGUCUUCAUUUUCUCUUAAAUAUAAAUUCAAUUUUGGCCAAAUU